AUACUAAGAUUUUUUAAUUAUAUAUGGAAAUUACAUCGUUAUUGCUAUUUAUGGAUAAAGAUGCUGCCACCUGUCAUCAAUGGCAUGAACAGUGUGUUUACAUAUAGAAAGUAAUAUGAGUGAAAAGAAAAGACAACGGUGAAACGACAUUUUGAGAACGAUCUUUUCAUGAUUCAAAAAUAUCAAAAAAAAUCAAAUGGCAUUCUACGAUAACGAACAUUGGCUUUUAUCACAUAUCAGGGAUAGUUUUUUAUCAACCGACAACACAGGCCAAUGCGAAAUGGUGAUGCUUGGAGAAGAUAUUCCUAAACAAUUAAAAUCGAAUGGUAUGUUACAAUGUUAUCCUGGCAUGGAAGAAAGCGAUGAUGAAGAUCUAGAUGCUCUUGCAGAAUCUUAUGAUAUACAAAUGGAUAUGGAAUACAGUCAUAGAGAACGUACAAACACUGCUCAAAGAUUAGAGAAAAUGGAUCUUGAAAGAGAAAAGGCUGCUAAGAUCAGUGUAAAGUGGAAAAAUGAUUCUGUUGUACCAGUCACUCAACAAUCAGAAUUGUUUCAAAGAAAAGAUUUUCGUAAAAAGACUGGUCAAACUAAAAGAUAUUCUCUUUUAUCUGAACAACUUGAAAAAUGUCCAAAUGUGCCACAAAAUCCAUUUAUAGAAUACGCUAAAUUUGAUGGUAGUGCACAAGUAGAUAUUCCUAUAAGAAAAUAUAGGAUAUUUAUGUGUAUGUUACCUAAAAAACAAAGAACAUAUCCUCUCCAUAUGAUUGUACUUGCUACAGCAAAAGUAUUAGAAUUCAUUGGAUUAAUCUGUUAUAAAUAUGCAAAUGAACAUCCAGAUCAUCCUUUAAAAGAUGAUAUUACAAGAUAUGGCUUAUAUUUUACUGAAGAUGAUGGAGAAGUUGAUUGGGAUUUACCCUGUUUAGAUCCCAAAGAAACAAUAUCUAAAUUUGAAUUUACAACAUUAGGUCUCGCAGAAAUGAAACCAAGUGAUAGAGCGCGACACAAUAUGUUUAGUUGGGUAGAAUUAAGAAGCGAAGAAGAUUUUCUAGAAGGUCAAAAUGAAGAACAAGAAGUUGCUGAAGAUUUGGCAAAAAUGGAAGGACAUACCACUGCUAUGGAAGCUCCAUUGUAUCAAUCAUACAGAGUAUACAUAAUUAACAAAGUCAGAACAAAGAGUGAAAUAUAUCUAGGAAUAUCAGGUGAAAAGAUUGAAAUUAAUCCAAUAAUAACUGGAAAAGGUGCAGGUCGUUUUUGGAAUAGACAAAGAGCUGUUAGUUAUCAAAUAGAUAAUAUUGCUUGGUGUGAAAUAACAGAAACAAAAGGAUCAAAAACAACUUUUACAUUAGUUUAUACACCACGCUCUUCUACUUCUGACAUUUUAGUAUCAUCUGGACAAAUGCAAUCUUUACAUCAAUCUGCAUCAUUUAAAAAUCAUGAAUUUGAAGCUGAUUCAAUGACCGCUGAAGAAAUUGUUAGAAAAAUAAAUCAUAUACUGGAAUUGCAUAAUAGUACAUCAAGAAAAGAAUAUUUAUCUCAAAAAGAAAGAAAAGCAACAAGACGAAAAAGUUUUCAUUUGCAUAGAUGACAGCUCUAUUGGUUUCUGUAUUCUAUUUUAAGUUAUUUAAAACAUUAAUUGUGUCAAUAUGAUAAGAAUUGAAACAAAUGUUUGUUUCAAUACAAAUAUAAUUCUAUUGUCAUUUUUCUA
Messenger RNA from Apis florea (little honeybee), 1705 nucleotides. RefSeq names its product SAPK-interacting protein 1 (gene Sin1). Gene Ontology annotation, molecular function: phosphatidylinositol-4,5-bisphosphate binding. Gene Ontology annotation, biological process: TORC2 signaling. Gene Ontology annotation, cellular component: TORC2 complex; plasma membrane; cytoplasm. The record is from RefSeq and is a predicted model, not a curated record. NCBI's taxonomy places the organism in Eukaryota, Metazoa, Arthropoda, Insecta, Hymenoptera, Apidae.